AUGGCCAGUUCUAUAAAUGUGGAAGAACCGACUGCAAAGCGGUCUCGGCGAUCAUCAGAGUUAGCGGAAGAUGGUGACAGCUUUCGAACAAUUGUGCUGGAUAUGGCAAAAUACCGAGACUGGGUGAGAGAACUCUCUUCCGAACAACUCGUAGCGAUAUUUGAAAUUGGUCUUAAAAUCCGAGAAUCUACCACGGUGACUGUGGAUGUCAGUGAAAGUUAUCUGAAGAACGAGCUCUCGGCAGCAAUGAAACCAGUCCAAACAAGUUUGCAGACCAUUGAACGAAAAAUUCAAAGUGAAUUGUCUGAGAAGCUAGUACAGCUGUCUACCUCGCUGAAAGUGUCACCUUACGUGAGAGGCAAUGUUGGUGAAAAGGAAGUGAUGAAGCUUCUUGAAGAGCACUUUCCUAACUUCCUUGUGAAGGAUGUUUCACGUCAACCAGGAAAAGGUGACAUAUUGGUUGUGUCUCUGCGCCAGCACAAAUUCAUGAUUGAAGUGAAAAAUCGCGACAGUAGUAACGUGCCUCAAUCUGAAAUAGAUCGCUUCAAAAGUAACCUCGCGAGCUCUCCUGAUGUCAGAGCAGGUAUCCUUUUAUCUCUGAAAAGCGGAAUCGUCAACAAAGCGAAAACUGGAAAGUUCCAAGUCAUAUUUAGGGAGAAUCAAUACCAGAUUUAUGUGCCGAAUGCGGGCAAGGAUGGAGCACUGAUAAUUUGGAGUGUGUUAAUGGCCGACGAGUUGGCCCAGUCAAUGCAGGGAGACCUUGGUACCAGCCAAAUUCAAAAGCUUGAGGAGCUAUACAAAGAAUUUCAAGAAACGAAAGACCACGAAAAGACUUGUCGGGACAAUCUAACUUCGCUUGAAAAUGCAGCUAAGGCCUUGAAGGAAAGUAUGAAUUUCAUUCUUAAAAGUAUCGAUAAAACCAGGAAGAAUCUUAAGAAGUUAAUUGAUUCAGAGGCGACUGCUGCAGGCAAACCUAUCCCUGCUGUGCAGGUAGACUAA
This is a messenger RNA of Porites lobata, 999 nucleotides long. Lineage: Eukaryota; Metazoa; Cnidaria; Anthozoa; Scleractinia; Poritidae. The record is from the annotation of a GenBank genome assembly.